GGCCCUCACAAGCAACAAAAUUAUUUUUUUAAAGAUCCCGAUUUAGGACUUUUUUUUUUUUUUGUGAAAGGUUACAAUUUUGCCAAAUCGAUGAAAUGGAUAUAAAUAAACGAUUAGCAAUAACAUCAAAUUUUCUUCAGUGCCAAAAUUCUCGAAAUAUCCCAAUAAAGGAUUAAAAUCCAACGACCCCAGAAUCCUUCAAUCAGAUGAAAAAUCAGCCAAAUUGGGCUACUGAACUCACAAAUGUUUUUGUUUUUAUUGUUGUUUUUUGUUUUGAUAAAGGUGUUUUUUUGUGAUCAUCUUCAUUUUUCUUCAACAAUUUUAUUAUCCCAUUUAUCUAAAAAACAAAAUGCCUUUCUAUAACUACACCAGCAUUAACUUCGUCAAUGGCUACAACCCUACCACUCCUGCUCCUUCAACUGAGCCUUCAACCGAGCCUUCUGUUGCUCCUUCUGCUGGUCCUUCUGCUGUACCAUCUGGAUCUGCAAACGAACCCUUUGUUGAAACCACUUCUUCUUCUGGACCUGUUCAUACUAAUGGAUCUGUUCCCACUGCCCAUUCUUUUGCAUCCACUGGAUCCGUUACUGCAACUGGAUCAAUGCCAUCCACUUCUUCUGGACCUAGUUCAGCCGGUUCUUCUGAGCCUUCAUCUUCUGCUUCUUCUACUGAGAGUAAUCCUGUUGAUGAGCCUUCUUCUCAGUUGUUCCCUGAGUACAUUGUAAAAGUCGGUGUUACUCGUUUAUCUCAAGCAAAGUUAAAUCUGACCAAAGCAACAGAGGAUGCGUUCAAUGCCAAUGGCUCUAUCAACGGUAGCAGAGACAUUGCAGCCAUGACGACCAGGUGGAAAAACCUUUGCAGUACAUUUCGAACCAAAAGACACUUAACAUCAAGAAUUCCAACGAUGAAUCCACCUGUUUGGUACAGUUCCCAUUCAGGAGAAACUGUGGAUAGCCGAGAUAAUUUUCCUGCUGGAAGACGAGGUCGUGCCGGUGUUGAUGAUGAUGAUGAUCAAGAAGAAGAAGGUAGAAGAUCUACCCAACGUUCUCGUUACGUCAAUGCCUCGACAUGGUUCAUGGCUUGUCAUUUGGAGGCUUUGGAAGACCAAAACCGAGAGGAAAGAGCACGAGACCGUGAAAUUGCCAACGAGUGUAGGGCUGUUGAUGUGGCACAUAUGGACCAAAACAAUAGUCAUACAUUUAUUCCAGAUAAUACAAUCCAAUGAUCUGAUCGCUCGUCAAUAACAAGAUUCUCGAAGGUACCAUGAGAUGCUCAAUCUUUAAUCGACAAUACGCCUAUUGUAUAUUUGACAGGUUUCACUUUAAUGAUUGAUAUUCAGCCAGCCCUGAAUAUGCAUAUAAAGAACCCAAUUUAUUGUAUAAUAAAGACUUUAGUUUAUUUUUGCAGUUUGAUAAUUUUACUUCGUCAAAUUUCUUUAUUUUUAUUCUUAAUUCGUUGCUUUAUCACUAGAAUUUCUCA
Messenger RNA from Mucor mucedo, 1476 nucleotides. RefSeq lists its product as uncharacterized. The transcript has 5 exons. The record is from RefSeq and is a predicted model, not a curated record. Lineage: Eukaryota; Fungi; Mucoromycota; Mucoromycetes; Mucorales; Mucoraceae. Bases 350 to 1222 code for a protein of 290 amino acids.